AUGCCUCGGCGCCCGCCUGCCCUCUUCGUCGCCGCGGCGGCCCCGUGCUCUUCGCUGUGUCUGGCGCGGACGGGUGCCUGCGUCGUGGAGGGGUCCUGGGCACCGCUGUGGACCUCGGACACUGCCGCAGCCAAGCGUCUCCUUUGCUCGCUACAAAAACAAACAAGCCCCGACCAGCCCUCCGUGCCGUCAGUCUUUGCUAAGGUACUCCGGCAGGAAGUGGACCCUACGACAGGAGUGUUCUCACUAUGGACUCAACGAUCAACCACCUGCACGUACAACCAAGAUCCCACUGGUGCGCUGCUCACCUCGCUAUGGGCCGCCUACACUCUUAGUAAAGCUAUUGCGCCCUUAGCGACCAACAGAGCCUCGCACAUAAUGAGCUUUUUAGAUGUUGUUCUAGGAUGUAUGCAGCAGUCUUCGACCGGAAGUUUCAAGCUAGUAUUGUCGGCCACUAUGCUUGGUAAAGUACUGUCUGCAUCAGAUGUUCAGGGCUCUGGUUCAGUAACUUGCUGGGUAGCCUGUGCGGAAAAGGCUAUAGCACAAAUUGCCGAAGCCCUUCAGGUAUUCAUGUGUCGAUGUUACUCUCUUGACAACUGGAUAGUUACGUGCGCUCUUUUCUUGAAGCCUUGUGAGCAGCCAAUGCCCAGCCAUAGCUCUAAGAUAACAACCGUCUCCAGCAUAAACUUCUUCCUUUCAUCGUUGCUCACUGUCGUCCAAGAGCUGAUAGCGAUUCGGCUUGUACCCGCUAAGCUACAGACUCUUGUGGCUGCGGUUUGCAAUAGUAUAACAGUUCCUGUCAAUGACUUAUUCGAGAUGCUUCACAAAGAAUACCAACAAGUAGUGUAUGGCAUUGGUGUUCCAAUCGUUAAAGUGUCUUUCUUGGAGCAACAAAGGCGCUUAUUCAACUCUUCGCCAGGUCUCCUUACGAUAGAGCCGCUGAAUUUAUGGAACCUAGUGUACUAUGACAACGGCGAUACCAUACUUAUUCAUGGACUUAGAUAUAGAUCGAUUGGAGUAGAGACGCUAGACAGCUAUUUACAUCUGGCAGGAGCUCAGAAUAAUAGUGGUGAGACGGCUCUUAUGGUUGCUAUUAAAACAAGGCAAUAUGACCUUCUAUCAACUCUCAUUCCACUUGAGGGAGGCCUCACAGACUGCUAUGGAAAUACAGCUAUCACUUUGAUUUUAUCCUCUGGAGAUGACAAUCUACUUCCAUAUGUAGCAGCGAUACUACGUUAUGAAAGCGAAGCUCUAAGAAGACUCAACUUUACAGACCUAAUGCUUGAGGUCUUCUCUGAGCCUUGUACGAAGCUAACAAGACUUGAUCAGACUCGCCAACAAACGGUCCAUGGAGACACCGCAUUGAUGCUCGCUGUCCUCGUGGACCACCUAUCCGCAGUACAAGCACUAGCUCCACUCGAAGCCGGAAUGCGGAACAAAAAGCUCAAACAAGCAGGUACAAUUGCUCUCGAACUGGACAGGAGAGAGUGUAUUGAAUUGCUUAUUCCAUACGAGGAUAUUAGGGACGCUCAAUCAAAUACUGCUCUACAUAGGGCUGUGAUGGAAGCGCAAGGCGAUGAUAUUGCUUCUGAGCUAAGCAAGUACCACCAGAUGGCAGGGAAAUAUAAUGCUUCCGGAUAUACAGCAUUAAUGGAAGCUGCUCGACGCGGAAAUACUAAGGCGGUCGUGGCCUUAGUGAAGAUUGAGGGUGGAAUGACAACCCCUAAAACAAUUCCCAUUACUCUUCUAUCUCCUGGGAUCAGUACUAAGACCUAUCAAACCAUCACUAGGGUUACGGCUUUUAUGAUCUGUCUUAUACAGUUAUCGUCUUGCAAUCCAGAAUAUGAAACAAUUUUAUAUAUUUUAUCCAAAAGAGAGGGAGAUAUUGCGUGCUCUGAUGGGAUCACACCUCUCAUGCUACUGGGGAUCCUGAACAAACCUAUCUUUUACCCAUUUUGUCAAGCAACUUUAGGAAGGGUCGAUAACAAAGGAAAAACUUCUCUCAUAUAUGCAGUGGAGCAUGCCGCCUGGGAUCUUGUUCUGCUUUUGCUUGAACACGAGGGAGGUCUUCAGGACUCCAGUGGCUGGACUGCUUUGCUUUAUGCUGUUCGGGACAAUACCAUAAUAGAUAGUAGAGCGAUAGCAGAGCUUGCUCGGCGGGAGGGGAAUCUAAUCAACCGGUGGGGUUGGUCUGCACUAACGUAUGCUGUCCAUAACAACAAUGUUGAUCUCAUUCGCUUACUGCUUCCAUUUAGUACGCAAGAGCAGAUCGUCCAAGCACAGAGACACAUCCACAGUAUAAAAAGAUCCGAUUCAUCGAAAGAACAUCUAUCAAGUUUAUUCGCCGUACUCGACGUCAUGUAG
This is a messenger RNA of Giardia duodenalis, 2364 nucleotides long. RefSeq names its product Ankyrin repeat protein 1. Gene Ontology annotation, biological process: RNA processing. The record is from RefSeq and is a predicted model, not a curated record. The transcript has a single exon. Bases 1 to 2364 code for a protein of 787 amino acids. Gene Ontology annotation, molecular function: RNA nuclease activity; protein binding; RNA binding. Lineage: Eukaryota; Fornicata; Diplomonadida; Hexamitidae.